This is a messenger RNA of Ahaetulla prasina, 5893 nucleotides long. RefSeq names its product zinc finger protein 287-like. Gene Ontology annotation, molecular function: DNA-binding transcription activator activity, RNA polymerase II-specific; RNA polymerase II cis-regulatory region sequence-specific DNA binding. The transcript is spliced from 7 exons. The coding region runs from base 158 to 3196 and encodes 1012 amino acids. Lineage: Eukaryota; Metazoa; Chordata; Lepidosauria; Squamata; Colubridae. The record is from RefSeq and is a predicted model, not a curated record. Gene Ontology annotation, cellular component: nucleus. Gene Ontology annotation, biological process: regulation of transcription by RNA polymerase II.
ACUGAUUGACGCCAUGAAUGAGCCUAUCCGUCGGCUGGCCGGUCCGAGACGGCUGCGGGGAAGAAGGUAGAGCCGCGGCCGGUCGGGAGGGGGCGCCCGCGGCCUCCCUUCCGCCGAUCCAGCGGCUGAGUAUCAAGGCGAAGCGAGGCGGGGAUUGAUGGGCGCAGCUGCGGCGGCCGCGAGUCCCGGGGGGCCUCCAGCGCUCGCACGCCCACCGGACGGCGCCGGGGAGGAGAGGAGCCCCGAAGGUCCCGCCGCUGCCGGUCUACGAAGGUCAUCAGAAGAGAAAGCACUGCUAGCGAACAAGAGGGUAGCUCCUGAAGUAAAUGAGAAUCAACGAGGAGUUGAAUUUUGCAGUUCAACAUCUGAAGGACCAGGAUGGGGCGCAUUUGAGAAGAACAAGAGGGCCCCGUUCGUUGGGAUGGAGGAACGCUGGGAAUCGCAGUGGCAGCAGUUCCUCAAGACGCUGCAACCGGUUCACCCAGGAGAAGGCAAAUCCGAGAUGUCGGAGGCUUCUCCCUGGGAAGACCCCAAGGUCUUCCUGGCCUCCUUCGAGCAGGUGGCCCAAGCCUGCCGGUGGCCCAGAGAAGAGUGGGUGGCUUGUCUCCUGCCGGCCUUGAGCGGAGAAGCUGAAGAGGCUCUUCAGAAGCUGGGAAUCGGAGAACGGGACAACUAUGGGAAGGUCAAGGCCGCCAUCUUGAAAGGGGAAGCCAUGAAAACGGAGGCCCAGCGUCAACGCUUCAGGCAGUUCUGCUGCCUGGAGGUGGAAGACCCUCGGGUGGUUUACAAACAAAUCCAGGAACUUUGCCACCAGUGGUUGAAACCAGAGACACACACCAAAGAGCAGAUCCUGGAGCUGCUGAUCCUGGAGCAGUUCCUGGCCUGCUUGCCUACAAAGCUCCAGAGCUGGCUUCAACCCAGGAGGCCGGACACCUGUUCCCAGGCGGUGGCCCUGGUAGAGGACUUCCUGCAGAGUCAGCAAGGAACCAAAUCAGAAGCAUGUCAGGGGCCACCAAAUGAAGAACCCACUGAUUUUGAAUGUGCCGAGAAGGAGCCCUUAGAAGCCGUGAAGAGAGAAAAUGUUGAAGUGGAGAUCGGAAAGCUGGGACCUGGAAUCGAAUCCCCAGACCCUCCCAGCUCAUUGCUUCCUUCUGAAAGAUUAGGGAUGGUCCAUACUGCUUUGAGAGAGGAGGUCACAGACCUGAAGGAAAGAGAUGUUCGCUUGCCGACAGCCAAGUGGGAUCUGGUCCAGCCUGUUCCUAAAAGGACGGCCUUGGAGGCUCUCCAGUCGGAGCACGGAAACGUCGGCUCUUUAAAGAAUAGCCUGGGAACCGAGAUCAAAGUGGAGAAUUCUGAGAAUCGAGGAGAGGAACCGGAGUCAACAUGCAAGAGAGAUCAAGAGUUUAGUUCUGGGAAUCUGCCAAUAAAAGUAGAAAUGGAAGAAGAAGGUCACAAGUCAGGAGAGCAGCGGCAGAAGCACGUCCAUACUUCGCUUCAACAGGAAUUUACUCCUGCUCUUAUUGAAAAGGCCACUAUGUCCAAACAAAAUAAUGUGCCCUUAUUCUCCAAAUAUGAUAGAAGGUACCCCUCUCAAGUGGAACUGAAUCUAAUACCUUCUACGGAGAAAUUAGAGCAACGUCCACAAAGAGUGGAGGACAGCUACCAGCAUACUUCAACGAUGAGUCAAGAGGAGAAACACAUCCUAAACGAACAAAGAGUUGAAAUCUCUGAUAAUGGAACAGGGAAUAAUUUGAACGACCUGGGGGAAACUCGUAAUAAUUCUCCCGAACAUGAGAAAACCUUGACUAACCCAAACUCAUUAAACAGAUUUCCGGUGUGUAAUCCCGAAGAGGAAUGGUACGAAUGUUCUCACUGCGGGAAGGGCUUCAAUAAAGUCAAAUACUGGAAGCAGCACCAGAAAAUUCACACUGGGGAGAAGCCAUACAAAUGUCUACAGUGCGGAAAGUGCUUCAACCAGUCGGGAAAUCUGAAGACCCACCAAAGGAUUCACACCGGCGAGAGACCCUACAAAUGUUCCCAGUGUGGGAAAUGCUUCAGUCACACCAACUGUUUGAAGAUGCACCAGAGGAUUCACACUGGAGAGACUUACAAAUGUACUCAGUGUGGGAAAUGUUUCAGAGAGACAGGAAUCUUAAAGAGGCAUCUGAGGACUCACACUGGAGAGAGGCCAUACACGUGUUCCCAGUGUGGAAAAUCUUUCAGCCUGGCGGGAAUCCUGAAGAGACAUCAAAGAACCCACACGGGUGAAAGACCCUACAAAUGUUCUCAGUGCGGGAAGGGCUUCAAUCGGUUGGGAACGCUGAAGAAACACCAGCGAAUUCACACAGGCGAGAAGCCGUACAAAUGUUCUCACUGCCAGAAAUGCUUCAACGAGAGAGGAAAUUUGAAGAGGCAUCAGAGAAUCCAUGCCAGAGAGAAGUGGUACGAAUGUCCCCAGUGCGGGAAAUGCUUCAAUAAAGCCAAAUACUGGAAGCAGCACCAGAAAAUUCACACCGGGGAGAAACCUUACAAAUGUUCCCACUGCGGGAAGUGCUUCAACCAGUCGGGCAAUCUGAAGACCCACCAAAGGAUUCACACCGGCGAGAGACCCUACAAAUGUUCCCACUGUGGGAAGUGCUUCAGUCACACCAACUGUUUGAAGAUACACGAGAGGACUCACACCGGGGAGACCUACAAAUGCACUCAGUGUGGGAAAUGCUUCCGGGAGACGGGGAUUUUGAAGAGGCAUCUCCGAAUCCACACUGGGGAGACCCCGUACAAGUGUUCGCAGUGUGGGAAAGGCUUCAACCUGAUGGGGACGUUGAGGAAACACCAGCGCAUUCACACCGGAGAGAAACCUUACAAAUGUUCCCAUUGUGACAAGUGCUUCCGGGAAACGGGGAUUCUGAAGAGACAUCAACGGACUCAUACCGGAGAGAGACCGUACAAAUGUACUCAGUGUGGGAAAUGCUUUACUCAUACCAAUGUUUUGAAGAUACAUCAAAGGAUCCACACUGGAGAGACGCCAUAUAAAUGUACCCAGUGCGGAAAAAGCUUCAGUCAGAGAGGAAAUUUGAAAACCCAUCAGAGAAUUCAUGCUAGAGACAACCUUAAUAUGGCACAAGGUGUCACCUUGGUGAAGGACCACACAAAUGCCCCCAGUUUGGGGAAAAAGCCUGGGAAGCCAGAAUUUUGAGGAGUGGUCAACCUCAGCUACACAGGUAGUCCUCAACUUACGAUCACCUUCGAGUCCUACGUUUCUGUUGCUGAGUGAGACAUUGGUUAAGUGAAUUUUGCCCCAUUUAACCAACGUUCUUCCCACAGUUGUUAAGUGAAUCACUGAAGUUAUUAAAUUAGUCACAGGGUUGGCGUCCCCCUUGACUUUGCUUGUCGGAAGAUCACAAAAGAUGAUCACAUGACCCCAGGAUACUGCAAUGGUCAUAAAUACGAGCCAGUUGCCAAGCAUCUGAGUUUUGAUUAUGUAACCAUGGGGAUGUUGUUGUAACAGUCGUAAGUGUGGAAAAACGGUCAUAAGUCGCUUUUUUCAGUGCGGUUGUAACUUCGAAUGGUCACUAAACCCUAACCCUAACCAUGGCAGGCAUAGUCAUUACAUGGGGCAAAAUUCACUUAACAAAUGUCUCACUCAGCAACAGAAUUUUUGGAUUCAGUUGAGGUCGUAAGUCGAGGACUACGGUCAGGUGUGAAAAUCGAUCAUAAGUCGCUUUUUUCAGUCCUGUAGUCACUUCGAACGGUUACUAAUCAAAUGGAUACAAGUUGAGGACUACCUGUCUGUUGAUUGUAUCAGGCGUUAUGAGAGGCCAAAGCCAACCGAAGAAAAUUAAACAACCAAGAUGGGGUUUACUUCCUUUUUUCCAGCAAAAAAAACGCCUCAUAGGGAACAAAGGAUUGCAUAAGGCAGGGAUCUCCAACCUUGGCAACUUUAAGCCUGGUGGACUUCAACUCCCAGAAUUCCCCAGCCAGUUCUGGGAGUUGAAGUCCACCAGGCUUAAAAUUUGCCAUGGUUGGAAGACCUGUGGCAUAAAGAACACCACGAAAAAUGUUGUAAAAAUGAAUCCAGGUAAUGUGGUGAUCUGCUUUGCGACCCUUGCAACAUAUGACCAAAGUUGCCGGCUUUAGUUACGGUCGUAACUUGAGUACCACCAGCAAGCCUUUAACUCAAAAAGGAAACUUCAAACAUUUCUAUGACAAUUACAUAUUUUAUAAACUACCGGUAAUCCUCAAUUUACAAGUUCAUUUAGUGACCGUUCAAAAGUUACAACGGCACUGAAAUAAGUGAUUUACGACCGAUUUUCACACGUAUGACUGUUGCAGCCUCCCCAUGGCCACCUGAUCAAAAUUCAGAUGCUUGGCCACUGGUUCAUAUUUAUGACGGCAGCUCGGUCCUAGGAUCCUGCGGUCUGCCUUUGCAACCUUCCGACAAGCAAACUCCAGGGAAAAUUCAUUUAACAACCGGGUUGCUAACUUUACAAAUGCAAUGAUUCCCUUAAAAGUCGUAAAACUGGGGCAAACUCAUUUAACAAAUGUUUUACUGAGCAGCAUAAUUGGACUCCAUUGUAGUCAUAACUUGAGGACUACCUGUAUUGUUAUUUCCUAUUUUUGUCCAGGAUCAUCAUCUCAAAUCGCAAGAGCAUACCUGUGAUGAAAGAAAAGCCUUUUGAAAAAUGGAAUUAGACACAUCUCAUUUAUUUGGCCAGUGUUUUGUUUUGUUUUUAAUUUAGCUAGUUUUGGAGUGGCACUGAGAGACAAACGUGCCUCUUAUGGCACAGACCUGCAUUACACUUGUUGGAACAAAUGCCCCCUUUACGUUUCCAGAUACUGUAUUAUGUUUUGAUUUGUAAACCGCCCAAAGGUAUGCAGAUGAGAUGGGCAGUAUAAAAAUUUCUUAAAUAAAUACAAUAAAAAAUUGUAGAAUUGCCUCAUCUAAAUUAAUAAUACAAUCCUGGGCUGUAUAAACAGAGGCAUAGAAUCAAGAUCACAUGAUAUAUUAGUACCGCUUUCCAAAACCCUAGUAAGACCACACUUUAAAAAAUAAUAAUUGAAUAUAUAUCCCGCCCUGCUCCGAAGACUCAGGGCGGCUUACACUGUGUCAAGCAACAGUCUUCAUCCAUUUGUAUAUUAUAUACAAAGUCAACUUUAUUGCCCCCAACAAUCUGGGUCCUCAUUUUACCUACCUUAUAGAGGAUGGAAGGCUGAGUCAACCUUGGGCCUGGUGGGACUAGAACCUGCAGUAAUUACAAGUGUUAAUAACAGACAGACUUAGUCUGCUAAGCAACCAAAGGCCCUCUGGAAUACGACAACCGAUUUUGGUCACCGUACUACAUACUAUUCUCUUCAGAGAAGAGCAACUAAGAUGAUUUAAACCUGGAGACUAAUCCGUAUGUAGAACAGUUUCAGGAUUUGGGUUUGGCUAGUCUAGAGGAAAAAAGAAUUGGGGUGACAUGAUAACGUUGCGAUAUUCCAGUAUUUAAGGAGCUGCCACAAAGAAGAGGGGGUCAACUUAUUCUCCAAAGCACCAGAGGGCAGGGCAAGUAACAAUGGUUGGAAACUAAUCAAAGGGAAGCAACCUGGAAUUAAGGAGAAACUUCCUAACAGUGAGGACAAUUAACCAGUGGAACAGUUUGCCUCCAGAUAUCGUGGGCACUCCCAUCACUGGAGGUGUUUAAGAAGACACUGGACAGUCACUUGUCUGAGAUUGCAUAGGUUCUGCUUGAGCAGGGGGCUGGACUAGAAGACCUCCAAGGUCCCUUCCAGCUCUAUUCUAUUCUAGAUCUUGUGGUUGGGCAGAUGAAGCUUCGUUCGCUUAUGUGACCUGGUUCCCAAUGGGGCAGGGACUGGAAUCUGUAAUCUGCAGACCAGGGGCUGGGGACCCUAU